This is a messenger RNA of Strongyloides ratti, 3819 nucleotides long. RefSeq names its product Hydantoinase/oxoprolinase family and Hydantoinase B/oxoprolinase family and Hydantoinaseoxoprolinase, N-terminal domain-containing protein. The record is from RefSeq and is a predicted model, not a curated record. The transcript has 2 exons. The coding region runs from base 1 to 3819 and encodes 1272 amino acids. Gene Ontology annotation, cellular component: cytosol. Gene Ontology annotation, molecular function: 5-oxoprolinase (ATP-hydrolyzing) activity. Lineage: Eukaryota; Metazoa; Nematoda; Chromadorea; Rhabditida; Strongyloididae. Gene Ontology annotation, biological process: glutathione metabolic process.
AUGACUGUUGAAUGCAAAAAAAGAUGUAUUGGUAAACUUGGUUUUGCAAUUGAUCGUGGUGGUACAUUUACUGAUAUAAUAUGUUGUUUUCCUUCUGGAAAGAUUGAAAAACUUAAAUUAUUAUCAGAAGAUCCAACAAAAUAUAAAUGUGCUCCAACUGAAGGUAUAAGGAGAUUUUUACAAAAAUUUACUGGAAAAAAUAUUUUAAUUGAUGAACCUAUUCCAACAGAAAAUAUUGAAUGGAUACGUAUGGGUACAACAGUAGCUACAAAUGCACUUUUAGAAAGAAAAGGAGAAAAAUGUGCUUUAAUUAUUACUAAAGGAUUUAAGGAUAUUUUAUAUAUUGGUAAUCAAACACGUCCAAAUCUAUUUGAUCUUAAUAUUAUAAAACCAGAAGCUCCAUGUGAUAAAGUUGUUGAAAUUAAUGAAAGAAUUUUAGUUCCAAUAGAUAAUGUAUAUAAAGAUGUUGAAUUUAAAAUUGAUGGAUUAUAUGGUUCAUGUGGUCAUUUAGAUGGUUUGAUUAUUGAAUCACCAAUUGAAUCAUCAAAUAUUGAAGAACAAAUAAAAUUAUUAAAAGAUGAAGGUUAUACAUCAUUAGCUGUAUCAUUUGUUAAUUCAUACGCCUAUCCUGGUCAUGAAAGAUAUGCUGAAAGUAUAGCAUAUAAAUUUGGUUUUGAACAUGUAUCAGUAUCUCAUAAAGUUUCAAAUAUGGCAAAAUUUGUCCCAAGAACAUUUACUACUGUAACAGAUGCUUAUUUAACACCAAUAGUUAAAAAAUAUAUUGAAUCAUUUAAAAAAAAUUUUAAUGAUAAUUUAAAAGGAAUUAAUUUAGAAUUUAUGCGAUCUGAUGGUGGUUUAUGUGCAAUAAAUGAUUUUAUAGGAUGUAGAGCAAUCUUAUCAGGACCAGCUGGUGGUAUUGUUGGUGUAUCUAUAACAGCUUAUGAUAAUGAAACUAAACAACCAGUAAUUGGUUUUGAUAUGGGUGGAACAUCUACAGAUGUUUCUAGAUAUGCAGGAGAAUUUGAACAUACAUUAGAAACUCAAACAGCAGGUGUAACAAUUCAAGUCCCACAAAUGGAUAUUCAUACUGUAGCAGCUGGUGGUGGAUCAAGAUUAUUUUUUAGAGAUGGUCGUUUUAUUGUUGGUCCUGAAUCAGCAGGUUCAGAUCCUGGUCCUAUAUGUUAUAGAAAAAAUGGCUACUUAACUAUUACUGAUGCAAAUGUUGUUCUUAAAAAAAUAAUUCCAGAUAGAUUUCCUAAAAUUUUUGGUCCAAAUGGUAAUGAACCAUUAGAUUAUGAUGCAUCAUAUAAUGAAUUUGAAAAAUUAACAAAAAAUAUAAAUUCUUAUCUUAAUGAGAUGGGACAAUCAUCAUUAUCAAUUGAAAAUGUUGCAGAAGGUUUUAUUAAUGUUGCAAAUGAAACAAUGUCAAGACCAAUAAGAACAUUAACAGAAGGUAAAGGUUAUAAUACUGCAGCACAUGAACUUUGUAGUUUUGGUGGUGCUGGUGGUCAACAUUGUUGUGCUGUAGCUGAAAAAUUAGGUAUAACAAAAAUAAAAAUAUCACCACAUUCUGGUUUAUUAUCAGCAUAUGGAAUUGGUGCUGCUGAUACUGUUACAGAUACAAUAUGGCCAUAUAAUGAUGAUCUCUUAAUAAAUGAAAGAAAAAGACAAUUUUUAACAAAAAAAAUAAUAAGUAUGAUGAAAGAAACUAAAGAUAAUUUACUUAAUAAUGGUUUUAAAAAUCUUGAUGUUCAUCAUAAAGUUGAAUUUUAUCUUCGUUACCAUAAAACUGAUUCAACAAUACCAAUAAUUGUUGAUAUAUCUAGAACUGAUGUUAAUGGUAUAUUAAAGUUAGAAGAAUUAGAAAAAGCUAAAGAAGGAUUUGAAUUAUUACAUAAAAAACAAUUUGGAUUUGUUCAUAGUGAUCGCAAAGUAAUUGUUAAAGAUAUACGUGUUGUAGCAUCAGCAAAACGUUUUUCAUAUCCCAAAAUAGAAAAUAUAAACAAUAAUUCAUUAACUAAUAAUUAUGAAUAUGAAGAAAUAGUUAAAUGUUUUUUUAAUGGAAAAUGGAUGGAAACAAAAUGUUUAUUACUUGAAAAAUUAAAAUGUAAUAAUAUAAUUGAUGGACCAGCAUUAAUAUUAGAUUCUGAUUGUACUGUUGUUGUUGAUCCUAAUUGUAUUGCUACAAUAACAAAUGAUGGUUCAAUUAAUAUUGAUGUUCAAGAUAGAGGAUUAAAAAAUAUUGGUAUUAAUUUAAAUCCUAUACAUUUAAGUAUAUUUAGUCAUCGUCUUAUGAGUAUUGCUGAACAGAUGGGUAAAGUACUAGAAAGAACAGCAAUUUCAACAAAUAUUAAAGAAAGAUUAGAUUUUUCAUGUGCAUUAUUUGGUCCUAAUGGUGAUUUAAUAGCUAAUGCUCCACAUAUUCCUGUUCAUUUAGGUGGUAUGCAAACAGCAGUUAAAUAUUUAAUUAAAUUAAAAGGACCAGGUGGAAUUAAAAAAGGUGAAGCUGUAUUAUCUAAUCAUCCUAAAGAAGGUGGUUCACAUUUACCUGAUUUAACUGUUAUAACACCAAUAUAUAUAUCAAAUGAUAAUAUACCUGAUUUUUAUGUUGCUAAUAGAGGUCAUCAUUCAGAUAUUGGUGGAUUAGUUCCUGGAUCAAUGCCACCAAAUUCAACAACAAUAUUUGAAGAAGGUGCUGUAUUUAAAAAUGCAUUUACAAUUGUUGAAAAUGGUAUAUUUUUAGAAUCAAAAGUAAUAGAUGCAUUAAAUGAACCAAGUAAACAAAUUGGUUGUACAGGAACUAGACAAUUAGCAGAUAAUUUAGCAGACUUAAAAGCACAAAUUGCUGCAAAUCAAAAAGGAAUUUCACUUCUUACAGAUCUUACAAAUGAAUAUGGUUUGGAUGUCGUAAAAGCUUAUAUGAAUCAUAUUACAGAAAAUGCUGAAAAAUGUGUACGUGAUUAUUUUAAAUCACUUCAUAAUUCAUUAUUAACAUCAAAAGAUAUGAUGGAUGAUGGUACAAUUAUAAAUUUAUCAAUAAAAAUUGAUAAAAAUAAUGGUGAAGCAAUAUUUGAUUUUACAGGAACAGGACCACAAAGUAAAUAUAAUUUAAAUGCUCCUGAAGGUGUUGUUAAAGCAGCUAUUAUUUAUUGUAUACGAUGUCUAGUUGGACGUGAUAUACCAUUAAAUCAAGGAUGUCUAAAUCCUGUUAAUAUAAUAAUACCACAAGGUACAAUAUUAUCACCAAAUGAAGAUGCAGCAGUAGUUGGUGGAAAUGUUUUAACAUCUCAACGUAUUUGUGAUGUUAUACUUAGUGCAUUUGAAGCAUGUGCUGCUUCACAUGGUUGUAUGAAUAAUAUAACAUUUGGUAAUGAAUAUAUGGGAGGAUAUUAUGAAACAAUUGGUGGUGGAUCAGGAGCAGGUAAAAAUUUUAAUGGAAGAUCUGGUGUUCAUACACAUAUGACAAAUACAAGAAUAACUGAUCCAGAAAUUGUUGAAGCAAGAUAUCCUGUUAUUGUAAGAGAAUUUUGUAUAAGACAAGAUUCAGGAGGAAAAGGAAAAUAUAAUGGUGGUAAUGGAAUAAUAAGAAAACUUCAAUUUAGAGCUCCAAUGACAUUAUCUGUUUUAACGGAACGUCGUAUAACAAAACCAUUUGGUUUAAAUGGUGGUAAUCCUGGAAAAUGUGGUGUUAAUUCAAUAAUAUCUUUAAACGGUGAUAAAAAAGAUAUAGGAGGUAAAAGUACUGUUAAUGUUUCUGCUGGAGAAAUAUUAGAAAUAAAAACUCCAGGUGGAGGUGGUUAUGGUAUUCCAAAUACCUAA